This is a messenger RNA of Neurospora tetraspora, 3605 nucleotides long. RefSeq lists its product as uncharacterized. The transcript has a single exon. The record is from RefSeq and is a predicted model, not a curated record. NCBI's taxonomy places the organism in Eukaryota, Fungi, Ascomycota, Sordariomycetes, Sordariales, Sordariaceae. The coding region runs from base 198 to 3428 and encodes 1076 amino acids.
CUCGGUUUCCAUCCCACGUCUUCCAUCCGACUCGAUAGCGCCACCUCGACACCUGGCUGUACAUAUCGGCGCAUGCCACAGCGACGCUCAUCACCAUAAAGAGCAACGGCCAAUGCCAUGGACGGGACAUACGGGAACAUCUUCCCGACAAACAACAACCCACUGUUAGUUGCCCUGCUCCUAGCUUGCCCCUUUCCAUGAUGCCCGAGCAGGUCGCUUCUCAGCCCGCAGUUGCUAAACGCCCAUCCGACACCACACACAGAAACCCCGGCGCUCCGAAUUCGAACAACAAAUACCAAAUCAACGUCAACCGCUCAAAGACGAAAAAAUGGGCCAACUUCAAGCCACAGAACUACGACGGUGAUGAUUGGGGAAGCGAUGAAUACGACGAUGUUGACGAGGAACCUCCAUCCGCCCUUCGGCAGCCUGUUAAGCAGUACAAGCCAUAUACACCAGCAUUGCAUCUACAAACUCAGCAACCGCCAGCUGCUCCCUCGGGCCGUAUCGCUCAGAUGGUAGCCGCCUCUUCCACGCCAGCGACACCGAAUGCUCUGCAAAGAGCGGGCACCUUUGGACAACCCCAAUUCGAUGCGCCUCCGACCAGUUCACCCGUGGUUGGAGGUAAACAGGCUCUUCCGUCCAUGAUGCGCGUGGCUACGAUGCCCCAGAAUGUCGGCCCGGCCUCUACACAGUUUCCACCGCGCAAGAGCAGCAUGGGUCCUCGCGAGAUACCGGACAUGACUGACCCGACCCGCCAAUCCAGGUCUACCACUUGGGCCGUCCCAACGCAAAGACCGUGGUCAGACGCUCGAUCAGCCUCCCCCAACGCCAGGUCCCCGGUAUCACCUAACAAGCCGCUGCCCCUUCCCCGACCUACUGAUAGAUAUCGACGAAUGGGCGAGGACAACAACGCGGGGCUGCAAUCUUCGGGAUCCGUAAACCAGGGACAGCUGGGUAACGGGGCUCACACUGCGGGCCUAAACUCGGGACCAGGUCACCAGGAACGUCGAGGUAGUGCAGCAGGCAAUGAAGGUGGUGAUAACUCGUGGGGUCGGAGGCCAAGUCUAGCUCCAGUGAUGGAGCGAAACAGCGAGUAUGGGGCCGAAGGAAUGCUCGCCGGGCCUGCGUCGAAGGAGUCUGGUGUCGAACCUGUCGCUUUUGGAGAAGAAGAGGACAAGGUUCGGCGGUUCUCGACAAGUCCCAAACUGCCGGAUCUGACACGCUUGUCGGGGUUCGGAGAAGAUCUGUUUUCUACUCGGUUUUCGGUUCUAGCGCCUCAACUGGCUUCCAUUCCAGACAUCUCGAACCCUUCUAGCCCAGCAAAGGCUCCUGAACCAGAAGGGAUCUCUACAGACGAACGUGCCGAAAAGGGUGGUAACUCGGAAAACGGUAUCGUUACACCGGCAAAUCCCAGUGUGGCGCCUACCUCACUGCCAGUCGCCGAACCUAUGUCUACCGCACAAGCGCCACCACCUUCUACCUCUAUUGGGGGUGCGGCAGUGUCUGAUGCAACACCGCAGUUGGCACAGAAAGCCAUUCGCUCUCAAUCACCGCCUGACGAGUCUGUUGGGCUGCGGUACAACCAAGACGAUGCUAAUGAAUCCCAUGCAGUUGCUAACGCUCCUCAACAACUGCCAUCUACGAUGGAAACGCCACAGGAAACGAUUUCAUCUGAUAUGGACAAACAGCCUGUUCGCCCGCGCCUUCCAGGUGGUUGGGUAACCGAAACAUUAUCCACGCCAGGAGAAACUCCCCCGCCUGCUCGUAACGAGACUUUUUCGAACAUGACGAGCAACUUUCCCCAGCCUCCAAGUGCGUCACUCGUCGCCAAAUCCCAUGCUGAUGCUGAACGUGCGUCAAACGGCGGUCAGUCUCAACAGCACGACCCAAGCGAAACGAGUGAAGCAGCUAUCGAAUCCUCCCAUUCGACGUCUGAUAGAGAAGCUGCUCAGGCAACACCCACCUCAGAUAAGGACAUUCACGCAAGUCUUGCACCGACAAUGGAACCUUCAAAACACCGGGACAUAACUCCGACUGCGCCGUUAAACUUUAACCGUGGCUUGCUAGGGAGCAAGUCUGCCGAGCCACUGCACGUGCUACCUUCGCCAAACAUGGGUGGUGGCUCGACCUUGAAUACACCCGGCGAUUCUCCACUCAAAGAAAGUGACCUGCUCAGGGAUGAGAUAACCAAGUUUUUGGGUGACCCUGAGAUAUCUGGCAGCUUUCUGGAUAUUUCCCGGUCAUCGACAACACCAAAUCACCCUGUUGCAGAUGCUACCCGGGAGAGCAGCUAUUUUGGAGAUGUCUACGGUGACUAUUUUGCUGCGAGCGAGGACAACCAAAGUCAAACCAAACUGGGGGCUACCACGCAACCAGCCGCAACAGAUACACUUACACCCGUGGCGGCUGGCACGUCAAAGGCUGUUGUUGUAGCGCCUCUCUCUGUUGCUACCUCUACAAGUUCUGGAUCUGGUGCUGCUACUUCGGUGUCCAAGCAAGAUCCGACUGGGGAAACGGCUGGGGCUUUUGAGUUGCGGCGUCGCUUUUCCUGGGAAGGACCGUCCGAGCAGGACGCCUCAAACGCUCCUGAAGUGGAUCCUGCAUACCAUGUCGAGCAAAAGUCCCGGACCUCUGGCCCUGAUGGUGUUUCUUUGGCUUCUUCGACGCCAGCUGCAGAAAAGAUCGGAGAAACAAUGGCACUCACGCUGUCGAAUGCCGACGAGUCGCUUCCUAUUCCGACCGAAACUGAGAACAAGCCGGCUCCAGAAGCAUCGGGUGGGAUAUCUCAUGACGUAUCAGAAGUCAGCACGCUUCCAUCAAGGUCAAUGUUAGAGCCGGCUUCUCCCAUCUCUGCUGGCUCAGAUGAGGCUGAAUCCCGCCGUCGGGCGCUCUCCUUGGCUCAAGAUCAGGCUCUUCCUCAACCUUUAGACCAGCAUCCCGCUUUUGGGGAGAAGGCUUCCAUUCGCCGUGGAUCAUCGGGACCAAAAGACCCGGUCAAUAUCAUAUCGUUUCGACAAAUUAUGGAUAUGCCUUCAUCAUCGGAUCGACUCAAGCAUUACAACGAAACCCGACUGCAAUUUGCCGCUAUCGACACCGGAUUGGAGGAGUGGCUCCUGGCUAUGAAAUCCAAGUAUCCCGAACACUCGAACGCUACGUCAUCCUUCAAAGACUCAUUGACGAUACCUGUUAUGUCAAUGGAUAAUCAGCAAAGCGGAGAGGUUCUGUCACUUCAGCAAGGCGGGCGGCCAGGAACCAACAUGCCAAUGCCGCCAUCGUUGCCCUACGGGCACUCGGGCUUCGCACAUUCUAGCCAGCAGGUUGGGACCAAAGGCAAAGAACUUCUUUUUGCAGCUGGCAAGGCCGGGAAGGGUCUGCUCAGCAAGGGAAAGAGCAAGUUGAGGGGAACCGGCGACAAGGUUUUCUUCUAGGUUUCCGUCUCAUCUUCGUCGGCACGUGGUUCUGCUUCGGUUUAGUCUUGAUUUGGCUUUUAGCAUUACUGGGACUAUUCUCCCAUCUAAUGAACUCUUUUCGAUUGGGCGUGGCCUACUGGGUUGUGGAUUCUGACAGAGCACGCAAUCCGGACCGCAGACAUUCUAUACAUCUGA